Messenger RNA from Papaver somniferum (opium poppy), 1320 nucleotides. RefSeq lists its product as uncharacterized. Bases 1 to 1320 code for a protein of 439 amino acids. Lineage: Eukaryota; Viridiplantae; Streptophyta; Magnoliopsida; Ranunculales; Papaveraceae. Gene Ontology annotation, molecular function: nucleic acid binding; RNA-DNA hybrid ribonuclease activity. The transcript has 4 exons. The record is from RefSeq and is a predicted model, not a curated record.
AUGAAACCUCUCUUGAGCAAAAUGAUAAGCCCUUUUCAGGCUGCUUAUGUCCCUGGGAGAAAUAUUCAAGAUAAUGUCAUUAUUGGUCAUGAGUUGGUUCACACAAUGAAAAGAAAAAGGAAAAAGGACAAAUGGGGUGUCAUGGGCCUUAAACUUGAUACAGUCACUAAAGAAGCUCCAAGUAUCAGUCAUCUUCUCUUUCCAGAUGACUGUCUCAUCUUUGAUAAAACCUCUCACUCUGAAGCUACUAAUUUAUUGAGCUUAAUUAAGGAUUUUAGUAUUGCUUCUGGUCAGAAUGCUAGUAGUAUUUUAGGCAUUAGGAUUCCUUUGUCUGGCUGUGACAGAAUCAUUUGUCAACACAGUAAUAAUGGUUUGUUUACUGUCAAAUCAGCCUAUAAAAUCAUCUCUGGCCAGAAUGUUUACAUGAACAAUCCUCAGCGUAGUAAUCCUAUUUACAGAUCUCUGUGGAAGCUUCCCAUUUUGCCCAAAGUUCAGAUUUUUGCUUGGAAGUGCCAUGAAAACAUUCUUCCAGCUAAAACUGUGCUUGCGAGAUUUUCCAAUGGUCAUGACACAUCUUGUAAUAUGUGUAACUCUGGUAUUUCUGAAUCACCUAAACACAUUAUAUUGCACUGUGAAUUUUCGAAAUCUGUUUGGUCUCUAGCCCCUUAUGCAGAUAUUAUUGAACAAGAUAGUACUUCUAACAUUAACCUGCAUGAUUGGGUUAUUAAAUGGUUGUCGGAUGAUGGAUUGAUAAAGAAGGCAAGGUCUGUCUUUUCAAUUGCUUGGAGCAUUUGGAAAGAUAGAUGUUCCAGUGUCUUUCAAGGAAAAAAUCUUAAUCACCAGUCUACUGCUAGACUUGCUCUCAUGUUAAUCAGUGAUACUGAUUCAUACUUGAAUAAUUGUAUUUCUCAUGAUUCAGUUAAACCAGCCUCAGUAGAUGAUAAAACCAUUGAUCAUGUUCAUUUUGGAUGCAAACUCAAAGCUGAGAAUGUGAGAAAUGCUGAGGAAGUCGAAAGUCUGGCCUUAUUUGAAGAAGUGAAAUGGGCUAAAACUAAAGGGCUAGUUAAAGUAUGCUUUGUCAGUGAUGCUAAAAUAGUAAUCGAUUCCUUUAAUUCAAGUAAUAACCAAUUGCACUGGUAUAAUAGAACAGUCCUGGAUGACGGCAAAACAAUUAGUUCUUGUUUUAGUUUAGCAAGAUUUGAAUUUUUGCAUAGAAGUCAUAUAAUUCUAGCAGAUAAAGCAGCAAAGUGUAGUAGAAGGUCAAUAACCUCUGGAGAAUGGAUGGGUUAUAUCCCUGCAUUCUUAAAAUCUUCUAUGUAA